This is a messenger RNA of Epinephelus lanceolatus (giant grouper), 525 nucleotides long. NCBI's taxonomy places the organism in Eukaryota, Metazoa, Chordata, Actinopteri, Perciformes, Serranidae. The record is from RefSeq and is a predicted model, not a curated record.
AUGGGCAGGAUCAUCUUCUAUGAGGACAAGAACUACCAGGGUCGCAGGUAUGAGUGUGACAGCGACUGCACUGACUUCCACUCCUACCUGAGUUGCUGCAACUCGGCCCAAGUGGAGAGCGGGACCUGGGUGAUCUACGAGAGGCCGAACUACAUGGGCUACCAGUACGUCCUGAGCAGAGGCGACUACCCCGACUACCAGAGCUGGUUAGGCCUCAACGACAGAGUCUGCUCCUGCAAGAUGAUUCACUUCACCAGUGGAGAUCCUUACAAGAUCCAGCUCUAUGUCAAAGGAGACUUUGCCGGUCGGGUGUUUGAGGCGACUGAAGACUGUCCCUCUGUGCUGGAGAACUUCCACUGGAGGGAGAUCCACUCCUGCAGGGUCCUGGGAGGCUGGUGGGUCUUCUACGAGCACCCGCACUACAAGGGACGCCAGUACCUGCUGGAGAAAGGCGAGUACCGCAAACCAGUGGACUGGGGCGCUGUCUGUCCCACUGUACAGUCUUUCAGAAAGCUAACAGAGUAG